This is a messenger RNA of Suillus plorans, 5921 nucleotides long. RefSeq lists its product as uncharacterized. Lineage: Eukaryota; Fungi; Basidiomycota; Agaricomycetes; Boletales; Suillaceae. Gene Ontology annotation, biological process: metaphase/anaphase transition of mitotic cell cycle; anaphase-promoting complex-dependent catabolic process; protein K11-linked ubiquitination. Gene Ontology annotation, molecular function: molecular adaptor activity. Gene Ontology annotation, cellular component: anaphase-promoting complex. The coding region runs from base 99 to 5825 and encodes 1908 amino acids. The record is from RefSeq and is a predicted model, not a curated record. The transcript has 6 exons.
UGUGUUAUUAUCAGAAGGUAUUGCACAACAACGGACACCAAACACAAAUAACGCGCUUGCCUAUUUGCUUUUGCUAUCUAUGCUGUGCACCGCAUAUUAUGUCUGGUAUUGUAAUACAAGCCCAACAAUAUCAGCCCUCCGCCGCCACCACUUUCCUCACAACCCCAGCAGCAGAUGCAUCUGAAGAAUCUGACCUCCUUCGUUCCAUACGUGCUGCCAUCCGAAGUUCCGGUACUAACACUGUAAACACAACUUUUAGCCCUCUCUUCGCAGGUGGAUCAGAGUCCUGGACAGACCAAGAACUUUCCUGGAACGACUAUUGCGUAGUCCUAAGCGAAGGAGGCGUCAUCAAGAGAAAAUGGGACCUCAGCCAAGAAAACCAAAUGAUCCAACACGCCUGCAUCGGAAAACUCCUGCAGCCGACAGGAUCCUCUCACCGGCAUGCACACGGUAGCGCGCACUACACGCGAUCGGACGAACCGCCCGGAACGACGAACAUCUUCGGGCCAUUCGCAUCGCUCAGGGAUGAAACGAAAACGGUCGAGGAUGUAGAGGAGGAGAUAUCAGGCGUGUUUAUUUUCCUGCGGAGCAUCGGCAAGGUUUUUUUGCGGAACGGGAUGGAUUAUACGUUUUCGCUUCCGUUUCUUGUUCAUAAAGCGUGGCCGCUUCGUCCUCAUGGCGUUCUGAUCCAGCGAAUCCUUCAUCCAACCGAAGUGGAGGAGGCUCGUGCGACCGGAGAUGAUUUGUUACCCACCAUAUUCACCAUCACGAGCGCUUUUUCGGAGCCUGAAGCUGUAGGAAUCACGAGUGGGAUUUUGGGAGGGUUUGGUGACGAGCCUGUUGCUUUAGUAGAUGAGGAAGAGAAUUGUUCCAAGCCGCUUGUUGCCGUUUCUGCUAGCGACGAGGUUGUCUGGGUUUCUCCUGGUGUUCCUAAUUCGACUGGCGAGUUUUUGGUUACCUUUGAUGCAGACAAAGGGGGUCUGUCUAUAUGGAGAUAUGCCUACUUGAAGCCCAAAGAUGCGCCUGUGCCUCUUACCCGGACCAGACGUCAUAGCACUUCGCGAAAGAGUGUGUCUGCUCCUGGGAAUAGGCGACAAUCGAGCGUUAGCGAUCUGUUGGAACUUGAUCGGCGUGUACCUCAGGACUUGGAGUUUGAUGGCGAUUUUCCUCCGCCGUUUCCCCCUAUAUCAGGACUUGCGUCUUCAACGGCAAGUAGUAUCACUGCUCAACCACCGAUACCGGGGAGAAAACGGGACUCUAUCACUCGCCUAGAUCUCAGUUUGACAAUGGACAGAAUGGCGCUUGGAGGACAGAAAGACGCGGAAGAGUUGAUCACUCCUGUGGAACAUGGAAGGAUGAAGGCGUCUUACUGGGCCCAGCAGUUGACCACUCAUCAUUUGGGAGGGAGACAAUUGUCGACGCAUGAUAUCUCUGUUGCGUUAUUUGAUCAACGCUUUGAUGGCAAGGUUCAUCACUCGCUCCUCGCAGUCUGCCUGCCUGAGGCUCAGGUGAUCGUCUUUAUGAUCGCCAUUGAGGAAGGCAAUAAAUCAUUUGUGGUCGAGAGACUCGGCACUCUGGAAGCCGUUGCAAUCGCGUCGAUACGUGCGACGCGUGGUGACAUUUGGGACCUUCUUGCGGUGAAGAAGGAUGGUUCGUUAUCGCUGUAUACUCAUGGAUUGCACGAGCUUCGUAUACGACUGAGGCUCGCGCAACCCUGGAACGGCGACAGCAACGAUUCAUUUGAGGUCGUCUCACUUGAUCAUGUUGUAGCAUUGAAGCAUGUUUGCGUCUCAUCGGUAUAUAUGGAGAUGAGUGAUGGAAAGGUCUAUUAUGCGCGACUGGACAUGACCCCGCGCGAUCCACUGGUGAUCCAGGCCAUACAGGUUCUGGCACUUGUGCUGCCAAAAGCUCAAGCCUUUGACCUGCAACGAAACUUUCUCGAGUCAUGGUCACAGCGUUAUUUCCGUACAUCGCCUGGGCUCGAGUUUCAGGAGUUCACGCUCGCGCUUUUCGCGCUUCUUGAGCUCAAGCUUGUAUAUCCUUUCAAAAAAGACGAGUCCACAAGUUCCUCUGUAUGGGAAAGAUUCUCAGCCUUGUCCACCUCUAAUCGUUCUUUCAACGACGAUCCGGCUCUCAAACGCUUGAAGCUUCCUACACCCCCGACCACGCAACAUUACUUCCUUUUCACUCUGAACGUCAACCCUCUCCUCGCCCCUGUGCUCUAUGCGUUGCACAUGUUGGCGGAGGACCUCCGCUUGGUGGUUUUUCGAUACGAAUCCCUCAUGUUACUCAUUCCUUUGAUAUGUCAAAUUGCACACAUCGUUCGACCAGAAUGGGCGGAUUACUGGAAGCGCCUCUGUCCUAAUAUCAUGCCAGGAUGGCCCGCCCCAACCACUACGCGUGUGGACAUGCUCGACGACCGCAUACCGGUCUGGCCACCAGAUAUGUCGGCGAUUCUUUAUGGAAGCAUAAGUAAUCCUGACUGGCAAUUUCCUGCGUAUGGAACCUCCCGACUGGCCCGAUCUUUUUCUAUCGAUCCAUCGUUUGCUUUUGGGGACACCGAACCGCUCGUGUCCUUGCAGCGUCUCACGGCAGCCUAUAUGUGUCUUGCUGACAAGACGGUGUUAUCCACACAAAAGCGGGCAGAACAGACUGUCGAAAAGCUCGUCGACAUACUUGGGACAGCGGAGAAGGGCUCUGCGUUUCUUAAUAGUCUUCCGUUUGGUAUCGCAGCGCCCUUGAGAGAAGCGGUUAGAACGUGCCAGCUGUCGCCUCCUUCUCAUUGGCGCAAGGAGCAUUAUGAGCUCAUUGGCAGGCGUGACUUGGCUUUUAGCGUUGCUGGAAUGCAGCCAGAGCUUUCUCAGAAGGGCAUCGCUCAGUCUCCCGAGACCUAUAUGAAUACCCACCGACGGAUGACGAUCGGCAGUCUGGCUGAACAGGCCAAGUCUGCGAGCAUUGGAGAGAUCGAUGCGGUUUCUGGAGUCGAGCUCGAUCUCAAGGGAUUCACGAAGAUCCGUUUUGGCCAAGAUCGCAGAUUGGAAGAGGUGGCUCGUAUGCUUUGUUCGUCAGCGGUUCCACCAGUUCGGCUUGUGGAGCGUCCGGAAUUGAACGAACAUGACCAAGCGAAGGAGCAACAGCAUCAAGUAGUUCGUAUCGCAGAGCGAACGCUGGCACUACCCUAUGGUCGUGCUAUGUUCACCUUUGGUUCUGUGUUGACGGUCACGAAAGAGGCCUAUGUCACUCCCAAGAUGGAGUAUGCGGUUAAGAUACAACCAUCAAAUGUCACUUCUGCACCCGAACUUGGAAAGAUACCUGUCGAAUGCCUCAACUGGGGCGAGUUCCAUAAUGGUGUCGCUGCAGGACUACGCAUCUCUCCAGAAGCUCGUGGUGUGGAGAGUUCGUGGAUCGCCUUUAACAAGCCUUCUGAGCUCACCCCAGAACAUGCCGGUUUCUUGUUUGGCCUUGGGCUCACGGGGCACCUCAAGGAAAUGCUCACAUGGCAUACCUUUGCAUAUCUAACCCCAAAGCAUGACUUGACCUCCAUUGGCGUCUUGCUUGGUUUAUCAGCCGCGAACGCUGGGACAGGCAAUCGCCAUGUGACAAAGUUACUUGCCGUUCAUACCCCAGCCUUGCUUCCUACGCAAAACGUUGACCUGAACGUAUCCCUCAUGACCCAAGCCGCCGGUUUGGCGGGAGUCGGAAUUCUGUACCUCGGUACCAAAAACAGGCGCAUGGCAGAAGUGUGUCUUCACCAAAUCAGCCGAAGAGACCUCGUGCAACCGGACCUCAGCAAUGAACACCGGGAAGCUUAUACUUAUUGUGCAGCCUUGGCCUUUGGGAUGAUAAUGCUGGGUCAAGGCUCCUCCGUUCCUGCAGAUCUCUCAUCGCUCGAUCGUCUCCGCGUUCUUGUGCACGGCGAAGGAAAGUCAGUUGUGAAUUCCCAAGCACGGUCCACAUUCGAUGUCAAUAUCACCUCGCCAGCAGCUUCUAUUGCACUUGGGUUGAUGUAUCUCAAGACAGAGCGACGAGACGUCGCUGACAUCCUGGUGAUUCCUAGCACGGUCUUGGAACUGAACCGCAUACAGCCUAGCUUUUUGCUCAUGCGGACUAUUGCAAGAUCCUUGAUCAUGUGGAACGACAUCGCCUCGACGCCGCAGUGGUUACUUGCUCAAGUUCCCGAAUCUAUCGUGAAGGCCAUGCAUGGUCACGUACGAGGAAAACCGGCUGACGAUGCUAUCGAGCUUGCCUAUUACAACAUCAUCGCGGGUUGUUGUUUUGUUAUUGGCUUGAAGUACGCAGGGACAGCACGUCAUGAGGCAUAUAUUAUGCUCUCGAAUUAUUUUGAUACGUUCAGUAGAUUUGUGGCAGCUAGUGGCCCUACCUUUGAUCACAAGAUCAAACGCUCUGCCGUUCGUGAAGGCUUGAACCUCAUUUCCAUUGCGCUUUGUAUGGUCAUGGCGGGUACAGGGGAAAUCACAUGCUUGCGACGUCUGAGAUAUGCAUAUGGCAUGUAUCACCAAGCGUUUCGAUAUGGUGUCCAUGUUGCGACUCACCUGUCGCUUGGCUUAUUAUUCCUCGGGGCCGGUCGGUAUACCCUCGGGACUUCGAAUGCCGCGAUUGCUUGUAUGGUCGUUGCCUUUUUCCCCCGUUUCCAUCACGUAUCAUCGGACAACAAGAGCUAUCUCCAGGCUCUUCGCCACCUCUGGGUUCUUGCAGUCGAGCCUAGAUGUCUUAUGGCACGGGAUGUUAAUACCAGAGAAGCGGUCUAUCUCCCGGUCAAAAUUACUACGAAAGAAGGUGCUGAAAAGGGUGCAACGCAGUUGAUAUCGCCCACGUUGAUACCGGAUUUCAACAAGAUUUUGUCCAUUAGAAUUGAUACGCCCCGCUAUUGGCCUUUCUUUGUGGAUCUCGAACACGUACCACAGCAUAGGAGAAGCCUGUUAAAGCACCAAACGUUGUACGUGAAGCGACGGACGGCUUUCUUGAGCUAUACGGAGGACCCUAGGGGAAGUAGAAGUCUUUUCGUUCGCUCUGGUUCAUCGGCUGGAGAUGCUGCGACUUUAGACUUUCCGCAAUUGACGGACACGAAGGUACACCCCGCAAGCGACCUGACUCAUUUCAUCUCAUCUUUCUCCAACGACAUCCUAUUUCUUGCUUUCGCAGACCAUUUCUCGCGCGAGGACGGUAAGACAGUCGAUGAAGGGGUCUUCCACAAUUACUGUCACGCUGUGCUGCUUGAUAGCAUUCUUCAGGAUAAGAUGGAAACACUGCAGUCCCAUCUCAUGCUUUAUCAGUAUCGGACUCAAUCAUCAUCGAACAACUACUUCCAUCUCCGACUGCAAGACCUCCGUUUUGCGGUCGACUUUUACAGCAAAGUCUACGAUCGGCGAUUCAGCGGGAAAUCAGAAAAUAAUAUUCGGCCCUCUCUUAUUCGCGAAAACACAGUUUCCGGCGCAUUGCAGGCUUUGGAUGAGCGCCUGACAGAAGUGCAAAGCUCCACAGCGCUUAACGCGGUGUUUGGGAGAUAUGCUCGUGGGGAACUUAUAGUGGAGUCUGAAGAUGCCCCUGAGGUAUCGCGUUGGUUGGCUUGGUAUCUGCUGCGCCAUGGUGUUCCGUCUGCAUCGCUGCUAGUGAUCCUGAAGCAACUUGCACAGGAUGCUCAUGCACAAUGUGCCGCACCUGGGAAUGUUGAUUUGAGGACGUUGGAUGAGGGGAUAAAAGAAGUUCUAAGAGGAACAGGGACGAAGAUGAAUACGGUGUUUGGAUCUGGGUGGUCGGGUCCGUCUUUGGAGAGGGUUAUUGAUGCAUGGCAGAGACAUUCGUAAGGCAUGCGACGUUGACGAAGAAGAAGAUGCAGCAGAUGCUGAUACAGUACUAAUACAUUAAUUGCAAUUAGAGACUUCGCCAACGGUGCCGGUGUU